AUGGUCAUCGUCAGUCUUAAAGGACAAAGGAAGUAUUCCAGAAGCAACACAAAUGGAGGGCUUACCAGAAUUUACCAGACAGUGAAUCCUCUAAGGUGCAAGACAGCAUGCAACAUUUGGCAAACUAUAAUGCUUGAGGAUUUCCAGAUUGCACAUGCUAUGGUGGCAAGCUCAGAAAACAAAUUCACUCUCCAAACCAAGGAUUGUGCAUUCCUAAGGAAGCAAUGCCUAAGUGAUGCAAGUGGAUGUGAACAUGCGUGGAGAAAAAUGGAGGACAGCUGCAAUGCUUCAGGUGACCCCUGCAAGAUAAGUAACUCAUCACACUGCAACCUGAGUAUUCAAUCUUUGGUAGAAAGCAAUUCCCAAUUUGAAGAGUGUGUCUGCACUGAUGACUUUGAUUGUACUGUGAACAAUUUUCUUGGAAAAAAAUGCGUCAAUAAAUCAGAUAAUGUGAAAGACUAUAAUAAAUUAAAAUGGAAUCUGACUACUCCUUUCCACUAUGGAUUCAAAGGGAUCUGGUCCUGUUUGGAAGUGACAGAGGCGUGUGUAGGCGAUGCAUUCUGUAAUGCACAGUUGGCCCCUUACCUUAAAGCAUGCUCAACAAUUGAAAAUCUGUGUGAUGUGAAACACUGCCAAACAGCCAUACGGUUCUUCUAUCAAAAUAUGCCUUUUAACAUUGCCCAGAUGUUGGCUUUUUGCGACUGUGCUCAAUCUGAUAUACCUUGUCAGCAGUCCAAAGAAGCUCUUCACAGCAAGCUAUGUGCAGUGAACGUAGCCCCACCCCCUACUUGCCUCGGUGUAAUUCACAGCUGCCAAAAUGAUGAAUUAUGCAGGAGGCGCUUUCGAGCAUUUCAGUCAAAGUGUUGGCCCCGUGUGGCUGGAAAGUGUCAUGAAGAUGAGACUUGUAUUAGCAUGUUGAGUGAGCAGGACUUCACAUGUGCAGGAAGUGAUGAUUGCAAAGCAGCCUACCUAGGUAUCCUGGGGACAGCUCUGCAAGUGCCAUGCACCUGCAGGACCACUACACAAAGUGAGGAAUCUCUUUGCAAGACUCUCCAGCACAUGCUUCAAAGAAAAUCAUGUUUCAAUUAUCCAACUCUUUCUGAUGUCAAAGGCAUGGCACUAUAUAAAGGAGAGCAUGAAAAGGAGCUUACUCUAGCUGGAUUUCCUUCCCCGUUCAGUGGAGAAGUCAUCUAUGCUAUCCUGGGCAUGGCAGUCACCUGUGGAAUCCUUUUCUUGGUUAUGCUCAGCCUUAGAAUCUCCAGGCUAUUGAGUGAAGAAAGAAAUCCUCCAGCAAUCCAAAUACCUGGAGCAGUCAUCGUUCACUAAGAGCAAUGGAUCAUUAACAAUCACUUU
Castor canadensis (American beaver) is the source of this 1353-nucleotide messenger RNA. RefSeq names its product GDNF family receptor alpha like (gene Gfral). The record is from RefSeq and is a predicted model, not a curated record. Gene Ontology annotation, molecular function: signaling receptor activity. Gene Ontology annotation, biological process: nervous system development. NCBI's taxonomy places the organism in Eukaryota, Metazoa, Chordata, Mammalia, Rodentia, Castoridae. Gene Ontology annotation, cellular component: external side of plasma membrane; signaling receptor complex.